Molecule: messenger RNA, 2166 nt
Organism: Candidula unifasciata
Lineage: Eukaryota; Metazoa; Mollusca; Gastropoda; Stylommatophora; Geomitridae
Source: the annotation of a GenBank genome assembly
AUGUACAAGACCCUGGACUUCGAUGUGGAGAUUCUGGACGCAGUCUUCAACCGACCAGGGAGGUACUUCGUCAAGAUGACCAUUCAGAGCUCGGCCACCAAGGACUACUCCAAGGUUCUGCUAAGAAAGUGGCCAGACGAGACUUUCACCAGAGACUACGAGGCGCUGACGAGUGUGGUCACACAGAAGGGCACGGAGAAUGAGCCCGAGUUGUGUGUUUUUGAGGACAAGAAAUUUACCUUUCGACUACCUGCAGGGUUCUGCAAGAACGACAGAAACCACGACGUCUACCUCCAUCUGGAGGCGUUCAGCUUGCCGACCAAUGACGUGGACACUGGCAAGAAGACGGGGGAAGGCAAGAUAGCCAUUUAUCCUCGGACCAACGCUCCACGAACUAACCACUUGGUCAGUCCAGGAGAGGAUAUGUACAGACACACAACAGUGGUGUCACUGUUGCGCGCCAACAACAAAAAAGGUCAAGGUGAAAUGCACUGUGGGAGAAUGAGAUGCAAUUUUUCUCUGAAAGAGUUCGAUCUAGAGGCGCAAAAGCGAAAGACGAUGGAAGACGAUGAAAGACAAAGGAACGAGGACAUGGAGAGACAGGAGGAAGAAAGGAAAUUAGAAUUAGAAAGACUUGCUGCUGAGAAAAAGAGGGAAGACGAAGACAGAAAGAAGAGAGAAGAACUGGAGAAAAACCUAAACGCCGAAGACCCCUUUCAGGCUCGAAACAAGGUCGUUCGCACACCAGCACCUUACGAGCAGCCACCUCCAGCCACAUUCAAACGGGCUGCAACUCCUAUCAGCGAGUGGGGAGACAGUACAUCAAUCAACCUUCCUGCCACUCCCCCUGGCGAGGGCUUUCUUGAUGAGCUGAGGACGACGAUCGAUUCCCCUCUUCGAGAAUAUGACCAGAGCUCCUACAGCGCCAACCAGAGCUGGCGCCACACUGCCAGACCAGGCCAAGAGCAAGUUGACGUCAUCAUCCACGGAGCCAGCAACCUUCCAAAUGCUUCCAAUGGAAAAGUUCCACAGCCUUUCGCCACAUUAAAAACAAAAGCAGACAUGGAUGCAAAUCAGAAGGCUAAGUCAAGGACACACGCCGUUGUCAAGCCAACCAACGCGCCAUCUUGGGAAGAAAUGGUUACAAUAGAAACAGACGAAAAGAAUUCGGAUAAAACGGGACUUGUUCUAGCCGUCAACGACUGGAUCAGCCGGGAAGAGUUAACCAAGUACAUCAUCCCUGUGUCCAGCCUGCAGCCUUUCCACCAGUACCAUGUGGAGAUGGUCACACCAGCUCGAGGCAGGCCCGAGGGUGUCAAAGUGUACGCUUCUAUCGUGCGAAAGCUGGCAUCUCUACCAGAACACGCGUCGUCCCCCAAUUAUCUGGGGCUGGAGGUGUUUCUACGGGGAGUCAAGUACCCGCUACAGAACCCUGUGGGACCACUGAUUGCGGUGGCCAGGAUCGUGCCGGACUACUACAACUACAAGAACGACAACCUGUUAUCUAACCCUCGAGCGGCAGGAGUGUCCAUGUUCAGCGUUUCGUUCCCCAACCCGCCACCUCACACGUUCGCAGUCUCUGGCAGAUCCUCACACGGCUACCCGCAGCUGAGUCUGCUGGGACGACCAGAAGAACAACCUCGCUGGAAUCACCCGUAUCUGUUCUGCGAUGAGAAGGACAAGGCGACCAUGUUCACGCCAUCCGCUGCACUGGUUAUUGAAUACUAUGUGGCAAACAAUGCAAUGACCGACGAGUUCUGGAGAAUCCAGAGUCCAGUGGGGUUUUCCUCUCUACUGUUGGAUCAGAAGGUGUACAAGCUGCUGUGUCAGGAGAAGGCACAGAACGGACUGCGGGUAGAUGGCAUCCCGAUUAUGGGCAGUGACCUCCGGUGCAGCGAUGAGAGAGUUCCGGUCAUCGACACAGUCCUCAAACUAAUAACCACACAUCAACCAACGUCCAUGGUUGCUAUGAGCAACCUAGACAAUCUUCCGGCCAUGGAGCUCCGUGAUGGGGCCGGUACCGCGGCUCAUACAGCCGACAUUCUCCAGGUGCGGACGCCCACGCCCCAGUCUGAGCACGAAGAGGAACAGGAGGAGGUCGUCGAAGAGGACGAUGGGCAAAUUGAGCCUGGGCUCUAUCUGCAGAAGGUUGAUCGCGAUCGUUUG